CACAACUCUGUGCUACAGUUAGCUUUAGUUAUGUUUAGUCGCCUACCUGUUCCGCCUUUCUCGUUUUUUUAGGAACAUCAUUUGUUCAAUUGUUCACUGAAAUGUGGGAAUGUGCUCUGCAGAAGUGUCGGAACACGUGACAUCCCCCCCUUCAACAUGUUCAGCAAGAAAGAGAGGGAGAGUGGAAGAACGAAUUAAAAAACGGUUUGCGCGUGCACUAGCGGUUCUUUGAAGUUGAUUCAUGACGAGCAGAUAGCAUAUACCUUGCAGCUUAUCAACUUGGAUAUAAUGAACCCUUCGUGGAAUCGAUCUGCAGAAGAACGGAGGCAGAACUUUCAAGCAAUCGCCGAAACAGCCACACGGGACAACAACACAAAGGGUUCCGAAGAGCGUCGGAAAUCGCGCAAGAAGAAAAGGAAGCCGGAGCCAAGGCAAGAUGCGGACAAACAUGAAACGGAGAACGUCCGUCCAAACGAAGACGACGCCGACAGCGAUCUUGAAGACCUGAGCGGCCUGGAAGGCGCUGCUUUCCAAAGCAGGCUGCCUUUCGACAAGAUGACUGCACAGGAAGCAGCCUGCUUUCCAGACAUAGUCCAAGGAGCUCCACAAACUCAAAAAAUAUUCCUACAUAUUCGUAACCGGCUUUUGCAGCUGUGGCUAGAGAAUCCCAAGCAACAGUUGCUUUUCGAAAAUGCCUUGCCACACCUGGAAUCGCCCUAUAACAGCGAUGCUCCCUUAGUUCUAAGGAUUUAUUCCUACCUGCUGAGACAGGGACUCAUUAACUUUGGAGUAUAUGAGCGUCUCAAGGGGCCCCCACUUCAAAAACACGGAAAGGUCAUCGUCAUUGGUGCAGGUAUUUCGGGUCUCGUCGCUGCUCAACAGCUCCAACAGUUCGGCAUGGAAGUUUUGGUCUUGGAAGCGAGGGACAGAGUUGGAGGCCGAAUCGCGACUUUUCGGAAAGGCUCCUAUGUAGCCGAUCUAGGCGCCAUGGUUGUCACCGGGCUGGGUGGAAACCCAGUGACAAUUUUAAGCAAGCAGAUCAAGAUUGAACUGCACAAGAUUCGACAAAAGUGCCCACUGUAUGAAUCCAAUGGAAACACUGUGCCCAAAGAUAAAGACGAGAUGGUAGAAAGGGAAUUCAACCGCCUUUUGGAAGCAACCUCCUUUCUCUCUCACCAACUGGACUUCAACUACGUCCAGAGCAAACCAGUAUCCCUGGGACAGGCGCUUGAGUGGGUCAUUAAACUUCAAGAGAAGCAUGUCAAAGAAAAGCAGAUCCAACAUUGGAAAGCAAUCCUUGAACUGCAGGAGAAGCUGAAAGGAAAUCACAAUGAAAUGGUUCGAGUACACGAACAAAUCCAAGAACUCAACCGCACCCAUAAAGAGUCGAGCGAGAUUAAACAACGCGACGUGACGCAGGAGUUUGUACAUCGAAGCAGGCUUCAUGAACUGAACCUCAUCUGUCAGGAGUGGGACAAACUACUCGAGCAGCAAAAGGAACUUGAAGAUAAACUCCAGGAACUGGAGGCGUCUCCACCGAGUGACGUCUAUCUUUCGUCACGCGAUAGGCAAGUCCUCGACUGGCACUUUGCCAACCUCGAGUUUGCAAAUGCGACCCCUCUCAAUAAUCUCUCUCUCAAGCACUGGGACCAAGAUGAUGACUUUGAAUUCACUGGGAGCCAUUUGACCGUACGAAACGGCUACUCUUGCAUGCCCGUUGCACUUGCCGAAGGCCUUGACAUUCGCCUUAACACAGCAGUCAAGCAGGUGCACAUCACGAGCACAGGUGCUGAAGUGACUGUCAUGAAUACCCGUAACAGUUCAGGUCUCACCAGUUACAAGGCGGACGCAGUUCUCUGCACCUUGCCGUUGGGUGUUCUGAAGCAGUCGGUCAUUAACAGUCCGACGCUUCUCAACACCGUUCAGUUUGUGCCUCCGUUGCCGGAAUGGAAAGCUGCAGCGAUACAGCGUCUUGGCUUUGGAAACUUAAAUAAAGUUGUUCUGUGUUUUGACCGAGUCUUCUGGGACCCCAACGCCAACCUUUUUGGACACGUCGGAAGUACAACCGGAAGUCGUGGUGAACUAUUUCUAUUCUGGAAUCUCUACAAGGCACCUGUGCUCCUAGCUCUUGUUGCUGGUGAAGCGGCCACAAUUAUGGAGAAUGUCAGCGACGAUGUCAUUAUCGGUCGCUGCAUCGCAGUUCUCAAGGGGAUCUUUGGUAACCAAGCCGUUUCUCAACCGAGAGAAACAGUUGUGACACGAUGGCGUGCCGACCCUUGGUCCCGGGGUUCCUACUCCUUUGUGGCAACCGGUUCCUCCGGCAACGAUUACGACAUCUUGGCUGCACCGGUGACGCCCAGCCACGUCACUCCGUCACCCCCGAGGUUGUUUUUUGGUGGAGAGCAUACGAUCCGGAACUAUCCUGCGACUGUACACGGAGCCCUGCUGAGCGGUUUGAGGGAGGCUGGGAGAAUAGCUGACCAGUUCUUGGGCUGUCCGUACGCUCCCGUGUGAUUUCACACAUUAUAAGGAGGAUACUUGACAAUAAAUCUGUUACAUCCUUUGA
This is a messenger RNA of Ornithodoros turicata, 2566 nucleotides long. Its product is annotated as lysine-specific histone demethylase 1A-like. The record is from RefSeq and is a predicted model, not a curated record. Gene Ontology annotation, molecular function: chromatin binding; flavin adenine dinucleotide binding; transcription factor binding. NCBI's taxonomy places the organism in Eukaryota, Metazoa, Arthropoda, Arachnida, Ixodida, Argasidae. The coding region runs from base 289 to 2514 and encodes 741 amino acids. Gene Ontology annotation, biological process: positive regulation of transcription by RNA polymerase II; negative regulation of transcription by RNA polymerase II. Gene Ontology annotation, cellular component: nucleus. The transcript has a single exon.